AUGAGUAGUCUAUUGGUUCGUAACAUCACUACACUAUACACCUGCAAUGGUGUCGAUGGUGGGCUGGGAUGCAUUAAUAAUGCUACAGUUGCUUUUAAAGGGGAUAAAGUGGUAUAUAUUGGGAAUGAUAAUAAUGAGGAUUAUGACUAUGAUAUUGUACUAUCAGGUGAAGGUCUAGUAGCUAUACCUGGUAUGGUAGAUUGUCAUACUCAUACAGUAUGGGCUGGUAGUAGAGCUAAGGAGUUUUCUAAUAGAUUAAAUGGUGCUACUUAUAUAGAUAUAUUACAACAGGGUGGUGGUAUACUUAGUACUGUUCGAGAUACACGUAAUGCUACUCUACAGGAGCUGACUACAUUAUGUAAUAAAAGGCUUAUAACAAUGCUCAAUAAUGGUGUUACUACUUGUGAGAUUAAGUCGGGUUAUGGUUUAUGUGUUAAUACUGAAAGGGAUAUGCUUAUAGCAGCUAAACAGGCUACUGGAUUAGUAGUAGGUGAUGGUGGUGUUGGUGGACAACAAUGCUAUACACCUAGGGUUACUACUACCUUCUUAGGAGCACAUACUAUACCAUCAGAAUAUAAAGAUAGGAGAUAUGCAUAUAUUAGGCAGGUUGUUGAAGAUCAAUUACCAGUAUGUGCACCAUUAGCUGAUAGUAUUGAUAUAUUCUGUGAUAAAGGAGCAUUUACAUUACAGGAAGCAGAUACUAUAUUAAGGUGUGGUAAAGAUAAAUAUGGUUUAUCGGUAAAAGCUCACGCAGAACAGAUAGAGCAUACCGGUUGUAGUAAGCUAGUAGCAUCAUUAGGAGGUAUAUCAGCAGAUCAUCUUGAAAGGAUAGAUAAUGAAGGUUGUGAAGCUCUAAGUAAAGCUAAUGUUGUUGCUGUUAUGUUACCUGCAGCACAGCUAUAUUUAAAGGAUAUAACACCACCUAUAGAUCUAUUAAGGCACAAUAAUGUAACUAUGGCUAUUGGUAGUGACCUUAAUCCUGGUACUAGCCCAAUACAUGAUCUAUUAACAACAGCUACACUUGCAUGUAUAGUACAGGGUGUUACUAUACCAGAAGCAUUAUUGGGUAUAACUAGACAUGCUGGACAGGCAUUAGGUAUCUCUAAAGCUGGAUGGGCUGUUAUUAAGGAUGGUCGAAUUGUCUAUAAUAAUGGUAUAUAA
This is a messenger RNA of Perkinsus marinus ATCC 50983, 1161 nucleotides long. Its product is annotated as Imidazolonepropionase, putative. The transcript is spliced from 9 exons. Gene Ontology annotation, molecular function: imidazolonepropionase activity. Gene Ontology annotation, cellular component: cytoplasm. NCBI's taxonomy places the organism in Eukaryota, Perkinsozoa, Perkinsida, Perkinsidae. The coding region runs from base 1 to 1161 and encodes 386 amino acids. The record is from RefSeq and is a predicted model, not a curated record.